AAUUUGAAAAGAGUCAGUUAAUCCAUGUUAAUUGUUAGUCUAAAAAGGUUUAAAUACGUAAGACAUUUAUAACAACAUUAUAAACGUUUUGCUAUUCUUUUGAAGAAGGAUUUUCCAUGGUGUACUGUUGUGGUGAUUUUAAUCUAAAUACCAUUUUCAACAGGUAUUUAUGUCAGAUAAGGUUAUCAGAAUUAGAACAUGAAGAUAAGUCUUGAAGCUAGGCGAACACCCUGAGAUAACCAGCAGGGCAUAGGCCGUAAUGGACGGAAAAGUUCUGUGUUUUUGCUUGGUUAAGCACGUGAGCUGGUGGGUGGUGUAUGUACGAUCCAGUAUCUAGGUACUGUGACCUUGUUUUAAUCCAAUGACUUCUUAAGGGAAAAUUGGGUCAUUGUAAACAAACUAAACAUACCAAUACACAAUAAAUUGUUUCACACACCUGAUAUUGGGGUUUAGAUCAAAUUUGGACUGUCAUGGUAUAAAAGUGAAAUAUUGAAGUACAUUGGAUCGAAAGAUAUGAGAACUAGAUAAACAGACGAAACACACUUUUACUGCGUGCAUUUACUAUUUAAACAUUCAACAUCAGCGAUCUAGUUUUUUUAGUGCUUGUGGAACGCGUUUUUGUGCCAAUUUAUAACAUAUUAUCGGAAACAAUUAUCAAAUAUUGUGGAAAUAUUUUUUAAAUAAAAAUCCGACUAUCACGCGUAAACAGAAAACAUUAAUAGACAUAUAUGAAUGGUAAUAUUACACGCUCUUUUCACAUCGCCUUGAACAUGAGCGGACUAUAAAGUGUUAGAUGUUACCCCAAAAGGCAGAAACCGUGAGCGAAACUUGUGAAAGUGGAUCAAGAGUGCGACGUAUAAGUUACAGCUUGAAGGAGAAAGUCAGCAUUAAAUGUGAACUUCCGUGUUCGGAUAUAUUUAAUUCCAUGUAAAAACACUUAGUACAGGAAUAUUAACUACAUUAGGCUCUAUCAUGGACAGAGCGCGUCUUGCUGUGGCUGCGGUGGUUGUCGGGCUGGCCCUCUGGUGGUCGGGGCAAGGGGGAGUUGCCGCCAUAUGGCUGCUGGGGUCGCUCGGAGCGCUGGCCUUAUACCCACACAAAAUCGUGAGAGUAGAUCCUUCCGGAAAGGCAGUUUUCAUCACCGGCUGCGACAGUGGUUUUGGGAACAGUCUUGCCCGACGGUUGUUCGCGCGCGGCUACCUGGUUUUUGCAGGCUGCCUUAACCCUGAGUGCACGGGCGCCCAGAAGCUCAAGGCCGACUGCACCGGGAAACUUCACGUGUUGUCCGUUGACGUCACGGACGAAUGGCAGGUGCGUGGGGCCGUCAAGUACGUCAAGGAAAAUAUCGGUGAUCAUGGUUUGUGGGCAGUCGUGAACAACGCUGGGGUGGCCAUUUUCACGGAGAUCGAGUGGUGUUCCGUUUUGCAGUUCCAACGUAUCCUGGACGUUAACGUACUGGGGGUCGUGCGCGUUACUAAGGCGUUUCUACCGCUUAUAAGGACCGCGCAGGGGCGCGUUGUAAAUGUCGCCAGUCUUGCAGGUCGCUACACAUUCCCUGCGUUUGCCGCAUACUCCAUGUCAAAGCGCGCCUGCAUUGCGUUCUCGGACGCUCUCCGAUUAGAAAUGAAGAAAUUUCAUGUGAAGGUUGUGACAAUAGAACCCACUCUUUACAAAACACCGAUCUCGGAGAAGAACGUACUCGAACAACAAAACCGGAAGUCGUGGAGCGAGACGCCGCCGGAAAUCAAGGAAGCGUACGGCGACGAAUAUUUUGACGCAUUUAUCCACAACAUUGACAAUCAAAUGAAACGUGCCAUUCCAAAUACGACAUACGUCAUAGAUCUCAUGGAGAAUGCCGUCACUGACGUCAAUCCACAAGCACGUUACGUAGCUGCGACACCGGCCGGCAAAAUCCGUGCCGCCAUCCUCUCAUUCUUGCCACAGACGAUAACCGAUAUAAUCUUCGAGAAGACGACACCUAAAUGUCUUCCGCGGCAGAGUACUAGCAGUAGCGUUAGCAGUGCGUCAGAUAAUGACGUCAAUUCAAAUUAAUGACAAUGGUUACAAUAAAAUAAACAGCCAUUAAAAGGCACUGCCGAUAUACACCAAUUCAUUUCAUGUGAGGGUUUUAGACCAAAUCAAUAUGUCUCCCGUACGUCAAAACGCCAUAGAGUCAUCUGCAUGAACAACUUCAAGAGUGCAGUUGACUUCAAGCAUCAUGAACCAUUCUAACAAGGAUUUAAUAAUCGUAACAAUUUACCUACACACUUAUAUAUCAAUAUAUUAGGUUAGCAGUGCAUAUUUUCGAUUUUGUGAAUACAAACGAUGCGGUUAGUGAAGAUUUGUUAUAUUUUCAUGGUCAAUGAACACUUCUCAUGUGUAGAAAGGUAGACAGCCAAUUAUGAAAGGUGAAAGACAUAUUCAUAUACAUGACACAAAAUAGUGUUUGUCAAGUUCAUAUUUCUUAGGUUUUGUUGUUUUUAUAAAUAUAUCUGACUUUUUUUAC
Messenger RNA from Mya arenaria, 2506 nucleotides. Its product is annotated as 17-beta-hydroxysteroid dehydrogenase type 6-like. The record is from RefSeq and is a predicted model, not a curated record. The coding region runs from base 973 to 2052 and encodes 359 amino acids. The transcript has 5 exons. Lineage: Eukaryota; Metazoa; Mollusca; Bivalvia; Myida; Myidae.